This is a messenger RNA of Peromyscus eremicus (cactus mouse), 2648 nucleotides long. It is a transcript of the gene Fbxw8, whose product is annotated as F-box and WD repeat domain containing 8. Gene Ontology annotation, molecular function: protein binding. The transcript is spliced from 11 exons. Gene Ontology annotation, biological process: protein ubiquitination; cilium assembly. The coding region runs from base 66 to 1856 and encodes 596 amino acids. NCBI's taxonomy places the organism in Eukaryota, Metazoa, Chordata, Mammalia, Rodentia, Cricetidae. The record is from RefSeq and is a predicted model, not a curated record. Gene Ontology annotation, cellular component: ciliary basal body; centriole; Cul7-RING ubiquitin ligase complex.
GCGGCUGGACGGUCCGUCAACAGCUGGCGGCCCCUGGGUGACGCGUAGGCCCGGGAGCGUCGAGCAUGGACGACCACAGCCUGGAGGAGUUCCGCCGGCGCUGGCAGGAGGAAUUGGCGCAGUCGCAGGCGCUGAGGCGGCGGCGGCGGCCCGAAGCCGGGGAGCGGCGGCCGCGGAGGCCCGAGGCGGGGGCGCGCGGUGAGCAGGCCUCGGGGUACCUGGCGCUGGCGCAGGGUCUGCUGGAGGGCGCGGGCCGACCCCCGGCGCCCAGGCCCGGCCGGUCCGACAGGAGGGAUGCGACCAGCCGCUCGCGCUCACCCCCGGAUCGCGACGCCGUGGAGCCCGAGCCGCUGGUGGACCAGCUCAUCCGCGACUUGAAUGAGAUGGAGGAGGUGCCCUUCUUUGACGUCCAGCUGCCUUAUGAACUGGCCAUCAAUAUAUUUCAGUAUCUGAACAGAAGAGAACUGGGUCGCUGUGCUCAGGUGAGCAAGACAUGGAAGGUGAUUUCUGAAGACGAGGUGCUGUGGUACCGGCUGUGCCAGCAGGAGGGGCACCUUACCCGGAGCAGCAUCUCCGAUUACACCUGCUGGAAGCUCAUCUUGCAAGAGUGCCGCGCCAAGGAGCACAUGCUCAGAGCUAACUGGAAGAAUCGCAAAGGCGCUGUGAGCGAGCUGGAGCACGUUCCCGAUGCCGUUCUGUGUGAUGUGCGCUCCCAUGAUGGCGUUGUCAUCGCAGGAUACACGUCAGGGGAUGUGCGAGUGUGGGACACCCGCACCUGGGACUAUGUGGCCCCCUUCCUGGAAUCUGAGUCUGAGGAGGAGGAGCCUGGAAUGCAGCCAUAUGUCUCCUUUGUGAGGAUCAACAGCUCACUGGCAGUGGCGGCUUACGAGGAUGGGAUUCUUAACAUCUGGGACCUGAGGACUGGGAAGUUCCCUAUCCAUCGCUUUGAGCACGAUGCAAGAAUACAAGCCCUUGCGCUCAGCCGGGAAGAGGCCACGGUUGCCACAGCUUCUGCUUUUGACGUUGUGAUGUUGUACCCUAACGAGGAGGGGUACUGGCAUGUAGCUGCGGAAUUUGAAGUUCAGAAACUGGUCGACUACCUGGAAAUAGUUCCGAAUACUGGGAGGUACCCCGUGGCAAUAGCCACAGCUGGGGACCUGGUGUACCUGCUGAAGGCCGAGGACUCAGCCAGAACCCUCCAUUAUGUCUAUGGCCAGCCUGCCACAUGUCUGGAUGUCUCAGCCAGCCAGGUCGCCUUUGGGGUGAAGAGUCUGGGAUGGGUGUACGAAGGAAACAAGAUCCUGGUCUAUAGCCUGGAAGCAGAACGCUGCCUCUCAAAGCUUGGCAACGCGCUCGGUGACUUCACCUGUGUCAACCUCCGGGACAGUCCUCCCAACCUCAUGGUCAGCGGCAACAUGGACAGGAGAGUGAGACUCCAUGACCUCCGCAGUGAUAAAAUCGCCCUGUCACUGUCCGCCCAUCAGCUGGGAGUGUCCGCAGUCCAGAUGGAUGACUGGAAGAUCGUCAGUGGGGGCGAGGAGGGGCUGGUGUCUGUGUGGGAUUACCGCAUGAACCAGAAGCUGUGGGAGGUGCACUCCAGGCACCCUGUGCGCCACGUCUCCUUCAAUAGCCACAGCCUGAUCACUGCCAACGUGCCCUACGAGAAGGUGGUGCGGAACUCCGACCUGGACAACUUUGCCUGUCACAGGAGACAUCGUGGUCUGAUCCAUGCCUAUGAGUUUGCUGUGGACCAGCUGGCCUUUCAGAGCCCUCUUCCCGUCUGCCGCUCCCCCUGUGACACCAUGGCUGGGUACAGCUAUGACCUGGCACUGUCUUUCCCCUACGACACUGUUUAGGGCGUCCCCUCAUGGAGAAGGGGGAAGGGCCAGUUUCCAAACAUCAGAACUGUAGGGCAGCUCUGCAGCGGACUGGAAGUUUGGGGACAGUACCUCUCCCGGGUGGCCUGUGGCCACACAGCCUCGGGAGCCACCUGAACAGAGUCUCCCACCUAGGGCUUUGGUAGCACACACUGACGACUCAAGAGCUAGCCUUUCCAGAAGCGGCUCCUGCACCUCAGCCUGUGACAGGAGCAACAGCUCUCCCUCGUUCCACACUCUGGGGUCUCCUGUGUGUGGUGCUGACCCUACCCUGGUCCAGCCCCUCCGUGUUCUCCCACAGUUCAGAUAGACCCUUACCUGGGUGAGGUCAGCCUCCCUUCCGCGGGCUGCGGAGGAAACAGCCAUCCUUCCCUGGGGAGGAAAAGGCACUCCAUGGGGAUGGGUUUGGGGCUCAGUUCCUGAGCCUGGCUGCUGGUAUCUCUUCCCUCAGCACCCCAAGAGUAGCCCAGUGCUCUAGACAACCACAGCUCACCCACUCUGCCUGCAGAAUGUCACAGGCAGAUCUCCACACCAUGGCCAGGAGACCCCGCCAGUGAAAACAUUUGUGCGCAGACUCUAAUUCCCGUUGACCAGGCACCUAACCCGCCUGUACAGAGACCCACCCCACUCAGGCAGGGUCCCUGUCCCCGCGAACACCAGCUCAAAAAGCAGUAUAAUAAACAAGUGUACCAGGACGCUCCACAUUGGCUCUGCAGAGGGCGAAAACGCACAGAGUGGGAAGGCUUCAUGCCCUGGAGACUAAGGUGGUUU